Messenger RNA from Penicillium pulvis, 1518 nucleotides. Its product is annotated as putative MFS transporter. The record is from RefSeq and is a predicted model, not a curated record. Gene Ontology annotation, cellular component: plasma membrane. Lineage: Eukaryota; Fungi; Ascomycota; Eurotiomycetes; Eurotiales; Aspergillaceae. The coding region runs from base 1 to 1518 and encodes 505 amino acids. Gene Ontology annotation, molecular function: allantoate transmembrane transporter activity; dipeptide transmembrane transporter activity. Gene Ontology annotation, biological process: dipeptide transport; allantoate transport; tripeptide transport. The transcript has 8 exons.
AUGUCGGAGUCUGACGCUAAGAUCGAGGCUGCAACAACCUCGGCUAUAUCGACUAUAGUAUCUUCUGAUGUCGACGAUAACUAUGAAUUCUUCUUGCAACAUAGGGGUCUAGAAUAUACCCCAGAAGAGGAAAAAAGAGUCUUGCGAAAAAUAGAUCUGCAUUUGAUCCCAAUUCUAUUCUUUAUCUACUUGCUACAGUACCUUGAUAAAAACAGCAUCAAUUUCGCUUCAGUGUAUGGCCUCAAGACAGGAACCGGACUUACCGGAUCAGAUUAUUCAUGGCUCAGCUCAAUAUUCUACUUCGGCUACCUUAUUGCGCAAUACCCAGCCGGACUAGCGAUGCAGAAACUACCAGUCGGAAAAUUCUUAGCAAGCACAACAAUAGUAUGGGGCGGCCUCUUAAUGACAACGCCAGCAUGUCACAACUUCGCCGGAAUCGCAUCCAAUCGGUUCCUCCUCGGCAUGGUCGAAGCAGUCGUGAAUCCAGGCUUCGUGCUACUGAUGAGCAUGUGGUAUACAUCGCGUGAGCAGCCUUUACGCCUGGAAGCCUAUUAUUGUACCAAUGGAAUUGCAACCAUGUUUGGCGGAUUACUUGGCUAUGCCAUUGGACACAUAACUACCGGAUUACCUCGAUGGAUGUAUGUCUUCCUUAUUUUUGGUGCAAUUUCCCUCGUCAUCGGUAUCCUGGCAUUCUGGUUUCUCCCAGAUCUCCCAUCGACAGCCAGAUUCCUUAAUGAGCGUGAACGGGCUAUUGCCCUGGAUCGUAUUGCGGGGAACAGACAAGGUGUCAAGAAUCAUCAGUUCAAAUGGGAUCAAGUGUGGCAGGCGGCUCGUGACCCGAAGACAUGGCUUUUGUUUGUUAUGGCUAUAGGUGCGCAGGUGCCGAACUCGGCACUGACUAGUUUCACAUCAAUAAUUGUCGAAUCAUUCGGCUUUGAUACACUCGGAACCCAGUACCUUCAGAUUCCCGGCGGAGCGGUCAAUUUUCUCACACUGAUUAUCGGUGGCUUCAUUGCGACAAAAUACCAUGGAAGAUUUCAUUCCAGAAGUGCCUGCAUGAUUGUUGCCAAUCUAACCUGCAUCAUCGGAUCUGCACUCCUGGUUGGUCUAUCGGACUCCAAUAAAUGGGGCCGGUUGGUCGCGCUCUGGCUGUGCUAUUUCCAAGGACUGGGAUUUAGCAUGAGUUUGACGAUUGUUAGUUCAAAUAUUGCCGGCUACACGAAGAAGCAGGUCACCGGUGCUUUGUUGUUCACCGGGUAUUGCAUUGGCAAUAUCAUUGGGCCGCAAACUUUUAAGUCCAGUGAAGCUCCGGGGUAUCAUAGUGCUUAUAUUGCCAUGCUUGUUGGAUACACGAUCAAAUUGACCGCUAUUGUUGCGCUAUACUUGUAUAUGUACUUUGAGAAUAAGCGUCGGGAUCGUCUCGCACUUGAGAGUGGUGACUCGGAGGACGAUGGUGUGGAGGCAGGCAUGCUGGAUCAAACGGAGAUUGAUAACAAAAGAUUUCGAUAUGUGCUGUAA